Schistocerca serialis cubense is the source of this 3935-nucleotide messenger RNA. Its product is annotated as E3 ubiquitin-protein ligase MARCHF8. Gene Ontology annotation, molecular function: zinc ion binding; MHC protein binding; ubiquitin protein ligase activity. The transcript has 6 exons. The record is from RefSeq and is a predicted model, not a curated record. The coding region runs from base 558 to 1685 and encodes 375 amino acids. Gene Ontology annotation, biological process: protein polyubiquitination; antigen processing and presentation of peptide antigen via MHC class II; immune response. Lineage: Eukaryota; Metazoa; Arthropoda; Insecta; Orthoptera; Acrididae. Gene Ontology annotation, cellular component: lysosome; cytoplasm; late endosome membrane.
AAUGUUAUUGUCUGCCAUCUGCAGUAUUAAAGGAAAACUUGGUUUUCGUGCACUGAAGUCCAUUAUACUAAAUUAGGCGUUGUGUGUAUGUGUGCGUUACUCAAGUAGUGCAGUGUUGUGUGUGACAGAUUUUCUAAUAAUAUCACAACAUAAUUUACAUAGCCCUCUACAGCAUCUCAAGAAUCUCAAUAGGCGAAUAGUUUAUUAUCGUCUGCAUUUUGCGUUUAUUGUUCCUCCCUUAUGCCAAAUUGUUGUUAAGUGUAUGAAAUAUAUCGAUCUACAAAUGUGUUUGUGAUAGAGCAAAAGAUGACAUAUGUUCAAUGAGAUGGAAACAAACUUAAGAAAUCUUUUGAGUUUCUGCGAACGGAAAUGUAGUUUUCUUGUUGGGUCGAAACAGAAAACACCUCAUCAUGAUUCACACCAAUACUUAAAUACAAUGGGAGAAGUAAAUAAUUCACAAAUGUAGUUUACUAGCUGAUAGUUGUUUAUUUGUUGAAUAUUGAUGCUCUGAACUGAGUACGAGGGCAACCACAGCGUGAAAUCAAUCCCACCGUGAAAUGCCUUUGCAACAAAUAAGUGUUUCUCCACUGGAUUGGGUUAAAGAUGCUGGACACACUGGAAGACAAAAUCGCGAUUGGAAAGUUCAGGAACCUGUUUUUACUACAUCAAGUCCAAAUCCACCUGAAAGAUGUUCUUCUCAUGCUUCAAGCCUCUCUAACAAUCAUGACAUUUGCAGAAUUUGCCACUGUGAAGGAGACAGCGAAGUUCCACUCAUUGCUCCCUGCUACUGUGCUGGGUCAUUGCGAUAUGUUCACCAAGCUUGCCUCCAGCAAUGGAUCAAAUCAUCAGACAUCCGUAGCUGUGAACUUUGCAAGUUUCAGUUUAUCAUGCAGAGCAAGAUCAAGCCUUUCAGUGAGUGGGAAAUGCUGGAAAUGUCAGGAGUGGAAAGGAGAAAAUUAUUGUGCUCUGUCACAUUCCAUGCUGUAGCAUUGACAUGUGUCGUAUGGUCACUAUAUGUGCUGAUUGACCGUACAGCCGAAGAGGUGGGGCGAGGAUCCCUGGAAUGGCCUUUUUGGACAAAGCUGGUUGUUGUGGCUAUUGGUUUUACAGGUGGCCUCGUUUUCAUGUACAUCCAGUGUAAGGCAUACGCACACCUCUGUCGUCGUUGGCGUGCCUUCAAUAGAGUUAUAUUUGUACAGAAUGCACCGGAGAAAAUGCCUUCUGGACCUGUGCAGUAUACUGCACCACCCUUGGCUCGUGAGGAGUCUCUCUUCCUUUCGGAGGCAUCUCACGUCUUAAUGGAAGAUGCUGUGUCAACAAACCAGGUCGGAGCUGAAAGGACUGAGCUCAGCAGUCCCAGCAGCAGUUGCCAUGUUACAUCACCUGCAGAAGCAUUAGGUGCUCCAGAGGAGGCUGUCUCCCUUUGUGAAAUUAGCCGUCUACUUCAGGUGGAAGAUGCUUCAGAGGAUCCUGGACGAUCUACAGCAACACCAGCUGUAGCAUCCCUUAGUGCCAGCAGCAGUGAGGAAUCAUUCCCUUCACCAUCGACACAACUUCUGAAGAUGCCGGUGUCUCCAGAGCGAGCAGCGCGGGGGAGGACAGCUACCGGUCCACAGGGUCGAUCACUUGGCUCACAGUCUCCACUCCUUCAUGACGAUGGCAGUGGUGCCAGUGGAUGCCAGUGAAGACUGCCAGUGCUAGUCUAACAAAAUUUCAUAUCCAGUAACAAGUCACUUAUGUGAGUUAAUUCUUUUAAAGAAACUGUGGAAGUGUCCUCUGAAUUUCUUUUGUGUGCAUCACAGCAAUGUGUCAAAAAAAAAUUACGACGUCCUCCAGGCCAGUGUAUAAGCAGCAGACAUUGGUGUAACUGAUUUGCCUUUUUAAAUCGUGCCUGAGUCGUAUUAUAUAUAAUUAUUGCCUGUUGUUAAUUGUUUGUAGUCCGCAGUACUCCUCUUUAAAUUUUCUGAAAUUUGUAUCUGUUGUAGAAAUUAUAACAUUGAGUUAUAUGUAAGCAGAAUGAGAAGGUGGGAAAUGUAGGUUAAACUUGUAUGCAAAAUGAGGUGCUAAUAAUAAGUUGUCAUAUAUUAGAAAUCGCAAGAGUAAAAGACUUGUGGCUGGGAAGCACACGCGACUACAAUGAGGCCUAAAUCUGACAUUUUACUGACAUAUUUAUUACUUGUCAGGCACAAAUGAAAAUAUUCCAACAACAAAAAUAAAAUUAUCUGAAAAUAUUUCCAGCUCAGAUUAUCUUCAAUCAGUCAUAGCAAUCCCACUGCUGAUAACACAAUCAUGUCUUAAGUUAUUAAAUAGUUAAGAAAAAUAUUCUGAAUGUAAACUCUGAAAGUCCUGUCAAAGUCACCAUUUAUUGUAACCAGUAGUGAGUAAACAUUUCACAAUCGCAGAAAUUGUCUCCUCGAAGCCACGGCAUUGUUGUGAUGAAAUAAAGAUUGAUUAAUAUCUUUCGUGCUGUCCUGAAGCAAGUUUCAGAUGAUGUUCAUUAAGAGCUGAUUAGAUAAUCAGGUAGUAACCCUACAUUUGAAUCGUUCCACAUCUUGCUAAUAGAAAAUGAAGGAUUAGCACUUGUAAUUUUUAAAGCAACUUGAGUGUUACUAGAUAGCAUACAGUGGGCACCAGAGGUUCUGCAGAUAUUCUGGAUCUUAGUGAGGAACUAUAAAGUAAUGUAAAUAACACUUAGACAGAAGUGAUUUGCCUUGCAGAGAAUUACAAUGUAUCUGAAGAGUAGGACUUGCAUUAAAGAUAUUGGGAAAAAUUUAUUGCAAGACAAAUGGAGGAUCUUCUAGUGUCAUUGUAAUUGCAGAUUAUUAGUGCAAGCUCAGGUAGCAGUGACACUAGUAACAUUAAGUAUAUUUUAAAAACUUGGACAGAUUACGACACAGAAUAAAGUUUCCUAAAUUUAUUUUUAGAAUUAGCAAUCACUGAAUUUGUGGCAGAUGAAAAAGUGAAGCUGAUUUUUGUUUUUAAUUAUGUCGGACACACUCAAUGAAGGUGUACACAAGAAGUGAUAAAAUGUCAAGGAAGCCUCAAACAAUUACCAACCAUUGUAAUUAGAACUGAUGAAUUGACAAUUGUGAACAAUGUUUUUAUCUACUCCAUCUUGAAAGGAUGGAAAUUACUGACGUGAUGGUAUAUCCAUUAUUUACGUAUAUGUUAAGUAUAACUUUGUUAUAUUCAUAUUAUGCGACAACCCUUUUUAAAAUAAUAUUAUAGGACAGUGAUGAAAUGAUGGAGAAAGUAUAACAUAAUAUGCACAACAGUAAACAUUAAAUAUAUGAAGCUAUACAGAAAUAUAAUUACAUGGAAGUCAAGAUUAUACAAUGUUCCCAGUCCACUGCUUUGUAAUAUUAUUUGUAAAACCUUCUUUGCAUAAAUAUGCAAAGUGUACUAGUUGAAUAGGUGCUGAUGGUAAAAGUGUAGUGUCAAGAUAGUUCCACAUUCGUAAGGAAAUUUUUUGUGGAACAUAUUUGCUUGUUACUGGUAUGAAACUACUCGCUGAUUUUGAAGUAUAUGUAUGUGAAAAAUAGUGAUAGGUGUGCUAAACUGAGGAUCUUUAAAAACAUGUUUUUGUAUGUGUUUAAACUUUAUUUUGUUUGAGUACUGCUGGAAGAAUAUGUUUUAGAUUUCUUCCAUACUCAAAAAUACUAGCUAAUAACAUUAACAAGUACUUAUACAGGACAAAAGUGGAAAAAAGACUGAAAUUAUUAAUUUGUGGUACUUAAUCUGAUUGUCUGUGAUGUAAUAUAACAUAAUUUUGCUGAAUGUCAGCGGGCUGUUAAAAACAUUUUUUGUCUUUUGAAGACUUUGAUUUUUAUGAGGGAACAUCAAGAACAUGUUUGUUGGAUUAAAUGUUUUUAUAUUGAAAAGAGUAAUUAAAAACCUUAACUUAGGUCAGCCCAGAUUUCCUGUUUUUGAAACUG